AUGGAUCAAGCAACAGAUCUUCUAUCACGGGUCGAGCACCUACUGCUCAAGCCGCUACACCACUCCUCCCUCCAGGCACUCGCAGCAUUCCUGGUCUGGUACGUGGUAUACCAACGAUACUUUCAUCCGCUGAGGAAGUUUCCAGGACCAUGUAAGCAUACCACUCUCCCACCCACUCAUCCAUCCACCCACCCACUCACCCAGCUACCUACCUACCCACCUGCAUAAACAAACAAAUUCUCGCUCUCCCCCCCCAAUAUCACGCUAACCGGGGGAAAAAUAACUCCAAAGUCCUCGCAAGCUUGACCGUCUUCUGGCGCCUCUCAAACAUCCUCACAUUCAGACAAUCCCUCAACGACCACGCCCUGCACCAAAAGUAUGGCCCCGUAUUCCGCGACGGGCCCAACUCGCUAUCGAUCGCCGACCCGCGCGCCCUGGAGCCCAUCUACGGGACCAGGAACGAGUUGAGCAAGACGCCCUGGUACCUCAUCAUGGACCCGGACAACACGGGCGAGGACUAUAGCGUCUUCUCCAGCAGGAGGGCGGAGCAGCAUAAGCGGUUGAAGAAAAGGAUUGCCGGUGCGGUAUGUCCGAUUAUAUCAUGCUUCCCCCCAUGAAUGGAUGGGCUGAUGAUUUUCUCUCUCCGGCAGUACUCGAUGACAUCCGUACGGGUAUACGAGCCUGUUAUCGACAGGAAUGUUAACGAUUUGUUGGCCUGGAUGAAGGAGCUCAAGACUUUGGACGUGUCCGUUUGGACACACUAUUUCGCUAUGGACUGUAGUACGUUAUUGCGUUUUAACCUCUCGUUCUUCCCCUAAUGGCGAAGCAGUGCACUACUAACGUUCAUUGCAACUCCAGUGAGUGAAAUCGCCUAUGGUAAUCGCAUGGGCUUUCUUAUUAAUGGGACGGAUGUCAAUGGUUAUCGUAAAGCGCUGCAUGUAAGUCCGCCGAAGAAGGAGUGAGUGAGGGUGGGUGUGAAUAUGCCCCGAGCUUUCUGGCUGGCUUGGUGUGGCCGAUGCGUACUCCUGGAGCAGUCUAGCCGCUUUCGUCCCUGGUUGAGAGGGAGGGAAACAGGCAAAACAAGCAAAUAUGGGACUGACCAUUUGUUGGUUUAUGCAACAACAACAGGAGUCGGUGGUGUUCAUCGCUACAAUGGGGUACCUUACUGGUCUGAAUUACGUUAUAAAAUCCAAAUGGCUGAGCCCGUAUCUUGCGCCCUCACCCAAGGAUAAGCAUGGGUACGGACAUAUGAUUGGGGUAAAUUAUAUCUUCCCUCUCUUCGCCCUUCCCCUUCCACUCUUCCCCCUCCCCCUCCCCGCUCUCCCAUCUCGCACCUCAUCCCAUGACUUAACUAACACCCACCAGAUGACCCAAGCCCUCGCAACGGACCUGCUGGAGAAUGGCAAUACAACAGGCAAACGCAACAUGUCACACGACCUCCUCCAAUGCCGAAACGACGACAACACUCCCCUCAGCAAGAAGGAGCUAAUAGGUGAGAUGCUCGCCUUCACGACUGCGGGCUCGGACCCAACGGCCUACGAGAUCAGCUCCAUCCUCGACCGCAUCUGCCGGCACGGGGAGGUGCGCGAGAAGGUUUUGCAGGAACUGCGCGGGGUGGGGGAGCUGGAGCAGAGCUCCGCGGAGGGUGUCGUGACGUACGCGCAGACUCUGCGACUGCCCUACUUCCUAGCGGUGGUGAAGGAGACGAUGAGGUUGAGUCCCGCUUUCCAGGGACAGUUCAGCAGGGUUGCGCCGGAGGGGGGUGAAGGGUUGGAGGUGUUGCCGGGAGUGGUGGUGCCCGGCGGGGUGUGGUUGAGCGUUAACACUUAUAUAUCGCAGAGGGAUAAGCUCAUCUUCGGCGAGGACGCGGAGGAGUUCAAGCCCGAGAGGUGGUUGCCCAUCGGCGGGGAUAGGUAUCAUGCCAUGGCGAAGCAUCUCUCCGUGUUCGGAUACGGGAGCACCGCCUGCAUGGGGAAGUACCUCGCCUCUCAAAAGAUUAAUAAGACGGUUGUCGAGGUAUGAUAAACCUUUUCCCCCCCUCAUCCUCACAUCGCCCUUUAAGGACGCCGGCCGGAGUGCAGGGUAAAUGUCGUGUCACCCUUCCACAGCCGCUAACUCCUCGCCCUAUCCGUCGUACAGAUAUUAAGACGCUUCAAUGUAGAACUCAGGGACCCAAAAGCCCCGCUGAAGGAAAAGAACAUCAUCCAGAUGUUCAUCUCUGACCUAUUCAUGACAUUCACGGAACGGGAGAACAAAAUAUAGAAACGAACAAAAAAUAUUGGAAGCGAUAACGGAAGCGCCAUUAUUGGAGGCGCUCUCACCCCCAUCACGACACGAGUCUCAGGAGUUUAGGUGAACUUUUUUUUUUUAUUUUUUAAUUCUUUUUUAUAUAUUUUUCUAUGUUUUUUCUUUUUCCCUUUUCUUCUCACUUUAUCCAAUACGAUAUCAUCACUGUACCACCACCACCAUCUAUUCAUUUUUUUUUUUUUCCCUUUUCAUCUUUCCAUUCCAAUUUAAGCGCAGGCAGGCAUGUCCCAAAGAGAGCAUUAAUCCCAUUUACCACAACAUACCACUUGUAGUUUAUAAACCUUCAUGUACAGUACCAUACCAAUUGAUUGAUUGAUUCACCCAUUCAACACUUGCAAUUUACCGUACCGUAAUCCCCACAUCAUCACAAAAUAACCAACACUUUCCUCCUCCCCACAACCAAACCCAGCCAUCGGGCGCACAAGGCAGGAAAGGAAAGGAAAGGAAAAGAAAAGAAAACGGCUACGGUAGCACGGGAACAGCCACACGGCCUCCUCCGAAACAGUCACAAGGUCUACAAAGUAACCCCCCGUACCUACCAGGUACUCGAGUACAGUACGGUACCGCACUCACAAUAAACGUGAAUUUUGUAUAACAAUCAUUGCAAGCCAAACUCGCCAGGGAAGGGGAAAAGAAAAAAAAAAAAAGUGCUUCACGUCAUGUCUCGGCGAAGACCUAUAUUAUACUCGUACUAAAAAAAAAACCCCCAAAAAAGGCUCGGGAGUAAAAUUAGUGAGUGAGUGAGAAAACCAUUUUCUGUAGACUACGGUAAUUGUAUUGUUGUAUUAUGGGGUAGUGGUUUGUAUUGUACUUGUAUUAUUACAUGGUAUUUAUCGCGACUGUGUUUAUCAUACGUACGGGUACAGUACAGUACGGUACGGUAAUCAAGAAAUGUAUCUCACUCUACUCGAGUACAUGACUUUAAUAAUAAGCCUCCGAGGACAUUGGGGUUUUUUUUCUUUCGCUAAGGGUUGUCGAGUUUGUGGUGGGCGUGGCGUUAACUGUGUAGCCGUACUCUACUCGUAGUACCGUACCGUACGGCAGCCUAAUAUGAACGACGGUCUAAAUUACAGUGCUAGAGUACUAGCACAAGUACCGUGUCCCAUCAUAUCAUACAAAUGUUGGAGAAAAGGGAGGAUUCAAGUUUGUUUUUUUAUUCGGGGAUUUCCGAGUUAUGACAAUAUCAUCAUACCAGUACCGUAUAGUACUAUCAUUGGAUUGCGGAAUGCUUGUAUAAAUUUACGAUACCGGUUGCUAGGGGUUGUUUCGGUGGGUGGUGUGAUACAGUAUAUGGUUUUCCGGAGGGAGGAUCUGUUGAGAGUGAUGGAUGGUGAUGUGAUUGUAGUGAUUUAGGUUGAGUUGAGAAUCGUGUUGUGGUAGUGUAUGAUAUUUGGGGGGACUCUUGUGCGUGGCUUGGUAUCGUAUGAUAUCAUACUGUAUAGGUUACGCGAUUGGUGGAUUGAAGUUGAGGGUUAACGCCGUCGUUACCAAGAUCGAUCAGUAGACUAUGAUACCUUACCUACGAUACCAUGUGUGCACAUAACUGGCCGUCAGGAUGGGAACCAAAGGAG
Messenger RNA from Tuber aestivum (summer truffle), 3878 nucleotides. Lineage: Eukaryota; Fungi; Ascomycota; Pezizomycetes; Pezizales; Tuberaceae. The record is from the annotation of a GenBank genome assembly.